This is a messenger RNA of Heterotrigona itama, 2108 nucleotides long. NCBI's taxonomy places the organism in Eukaryota, Metazoa, Arthropoda, Insecta, Hymenoptera, Apidae. The record is from the annotation of a GenBank genome assembly.
AUGGGUGUUUGUAAAAGAGCAGUCACGUUUGACACUCCAUUUUAUAUGUGGAAUGGAUGGGAUUUUAUAAACGUGAUAGGACUUCUUAUUGCAAUUGGAUUAUUCUACUAUGCUUAUAUUCACAUUCACGCCCGCCCCCCUUCCAAACGGGUUCCCUGUUCCACUCACAGGAAACCAGUUUCCUCUUACACGCGUAUAUCCAUAACCGUAGGAAUUCCUCGAAGAGACUUCGAUCAACUGCAGUUUCGAAGUAUUUCUCGCUGAACGACCGCAUGGAGAUAAUCGCUCGUAAAUGAAAGCAAAUCACGCGAUUUGCUUGUUCAACGUCGUCUCUCGAGUUUCCUGGAACAAUUUAGUCUAAUAAUCGAAAAAAAUACGUAGCGGGAAUCUCAGAGAAUCUCGUGGAUGCACCUUAUGGAAUUAUGCACCAUAUAUAAAUGAUCACGAUCUGGUUCUUUGAGGAAAGUACAAGUUAAUAACUGACCAGAGAGGGAAGUUGAACUCUAUUGCAGCUUGUUAUCGAGAAUGCUAAUACACGAAUAAUUCCCAAGGCUAGAGAAACCUUUUCAAACAUUGACUCAUAUUUUACGCAGUGUUUUCGGUGAAUAUUGAAAAUAUCGGGAAACCGGCGCGACUGUUUAUUGUAUCGUUGUACGUACAAACAGCUGGAACAUGUUGUAUUAUUAUUAUUCUCUGGCUAUUAAUCUAUCCAUUCACGAAUUAAAGCUUUUGUACUGUUCACUUUUCGACGAAGUAUUAAAAAAUUAUUUGAGGUAAUAAUUCCCGUGUGAAAAGAUUGAAUAUGCUUGGAUACGCCUCGCCGCGAUUUGUGCCACUUUCGUCGCGUCUUCAAUUCAUUGUUCAACGAUGCACCCAACCAUACUUGCUUUCAUCGCUAGCCUUUUAAUUGUAUUCAAUUAGGCUCAACUAGCCACAGAGUUCAACUUGAACAUACAAAAGGACAAUUUGCACCAAACGCGUCGAAUGUUUGUGGCAGCGGUUACAAAUUAGUCAGAGUGAUCAUGAUUAGUCAGAAAUUACCCGUUAUUUGACCGCUCAUCGUUCAUUCCAGUUAACAUAUGGAGUGCGCGACCCACGUGCCGACGCGAAGUGCGUCUACACCUGUCGCUUAAUAUCUACAGGUCACCAUUUCAUCGUUUUUCUUCAUCUAUCUAAAGAUAAUUUAUCGCGUACUGGAAAUAAUUACAACGAGAUACAAUGUAACAAUUAAAAGGAUUAUUAGAGCAGCCUUGAAUAGUGAGAUCUACGUAAAAGAAUCAAGAUAAUUCAUUGUUGUUUUUCUUUUGAAGAUCUGAACUGGAAAAAUUAUUCGACCUACGUGAGAUACGUUUUUUUUUUUAUUUUCGCUACUUGAUAGAAGAACGUAUGCGGAUUGUUACGUAAUCGUGAGAGACUUUGUAACAUAUGGAUUAAUGUAAUGCACGUGCUUCUGCACCGCCGCCAUAUUGGAACAUUUGAUAGAUCUUCGAUGAACGUUUAAUUCGUGCAUUCUUAUUAAAAAAUUAUAUCGCUGGUAUAUUUUUCCAUAUACAUACUGAUUCUUUGUGCUUUGAAUCGAAACGAGAAUGCAAACCUACUCACCAUGGCGAACGACCUUCAAAUGAACACCGUUACAUUGCGGGACUUUUUGCGAAUAGUCUAAGAAAACUCUGACUUCUUAAUUUCGAAAUUGCGGUAGAGUACUUGCGUAACUGGCUCACAUACCAUUACCUCAAAAAUUCUAUAAACACCGAAGAAAAUUUUUCUGUUUGUUUCAUCUUUAGUUUUCUUUCAAUUUUUGGAACGUAAAGGUCAAAACGUUGCAUGUGAACAGACAGAAAGAAGUUUUAAAAAAUUCAGAUGAACUCGGGAACAUUUUAUUUUUAAAUUCUUACCGGGAAAAUCAUUCGAUAAAAACAUUCGCAUGCAUGUUUUGAUUCAACUUAAUAAAUUUUCGGAUUUUUUUCGGUUAAUUCUGUAUUGGAUAGGUGUGAAUAAUCGGUACGAGAAUAUUCUAUGUGCAAAAAUAAAUAAAAAGUGUAAGAAUAAAAUUUUUUCGUUUUAGGCGUCAUUUUCAAGACAUAAUAGAUUUUCAAACUCGAUUUUCU